Coffea eugenioides is the source of this 411-nucleotide messenger RNA. RefSeq names its product non-specific lipid-transfer protein-like protein At5g64080. Gene Ontology annotation, biological process: lipid transport. The transcript has 2 exons. The coding region runs from base 1 to 411 and encodes 136 amino acids. The record is from RefSeq and is a predicted model, not a curated record. Lineage: Eukaryota; Viridiplantae; Streptophyta; Magnoliopsida; Gentianales; Rubiaceae. Gene Ontology annotation, molecular function: lipid binding.
AUGGGCAAUGCUGUGUGGACUACAGCAAAACCUGAUUCGAGUGCACCAUCUCCGGCCGCUGUGGACUGCAGUGAAUUAAUAUUUGACAUGUUGGAUUGCAUGUCUUUCCUAAACAACGGUCCAUCUGAUCCGAAACCUUCCCCUUCAUGUUGCACGGGGUUUGAAACCGUGAUAGAUGCUGAUGCUGAAUGUGUGUGCGAAGGUUUGAAAAAUGCUGCUAGUAUGGGUCUUAGUGUCAAUAUUACAAAAGCUGCAAUAUUACCCUCACUUUGCCAUGUUUCUGCUCCAUCCAUAAGCACUUGCAAUAUGUCGAUUGCUCCCACACCAUCUAAUCCUAUACCAUCACCUUCUACACCAUCUCCUGGUAUGUUUUACACCAUCUCCUGGCAUGUUCUGGUAUGUAAAAUAUAG